Molecule: messenger RNA, 1731 nt
Organism: Ahaetulla prasina
Lineage: Eukaryota; Metazoa; Chordata; Lepidosauria; Squamata; Colubridae
Product: zinc finger protein RFP-like
Exons: 8
Coding region: 197-1633 (478 amino acids)
Molecular function (GO): zinc ion binding; protein binding
Source: RefSeq, a predicted model, not a curated record
UUCGGAAAUGGUAGCUUGAUAUUUUCCUAUAAAGGCAGGGGUAGGAAAGGGGAUUUUUUUUUCUUAUGUAGAGGGAAAGAGCGCCGCCUUGCAGCUCCAGAGCACAGGAUAUUGCUAUUAACUCCUUCAGCUGUUGCCUUUUGCCACCCAGUGAAGAAAUUGAAUUAGCUUUCCCAAUUCUGGUAGAAGAAGAGCCAUGGACCUGCAGCAAAUUGUACAGAAGCUGCAACAGGAACUAACCUGUUCCAUUUGUUUCAAGAGUUUCUUAAAUCCGACAACGCUUGCCUGCGGGCACAAUUUCUGCCAUGCCUGCCUUGUGAGUUACUGGAGCCAAUUUCCCAUCGAGACUGCUUGCCCUCAGUGUCAGGAGAAAAUUCCUCAACUGAGCUUUAUACCAAAUGUCCAGCUGAUGAAUAUUACAAAACUGGUCAAAAAAUUGAGCGUCGAUAUAAAGCAAAUCGCAACCGAGGGCCAUGUGUGUAAGAAGCACCCUCCAACUCUCCAGGCUUUCUGCAAGAAUGAGCUUGUCCUCUUCUGUUCGAUGUGUGACUUAUCUCAGGAGCAUCUGACUCAUGAUGUUAUCCCUGUGGCUGAAGCUGCCCAAGAGUACAAGGGCCAUUUGUUAAACGUCAUGGGGACUUUAAAGAAAGAGAAAAGAAAGAUUUCAAAACAUCAAUCGGACGAAGGAACCCAAGCUGUGUCCCUAAUUCGUCAAAUAGAUCAAGAGAGGCGAUUUGUCAUGGCUGAAUUUAACGCAAUACGCCGAUUUUUGCAAGAACAAGAGAACUUUCUGCUGCUUAAAGUGCUGGAAGGCUUAGAGAAGGGGAUGCUGUGGGAAAAGGCUAAGCAUGCAGCCACCUUAUUCCGGGAAGUCUCAGCUUUCGAUGAACUUAUCCACACAGUCAAAGAGAAGUGCCAACAAUCAGCAGUUGAGCUUCUGCAGGAUGUGGGAAGCACUCUUACGAGGUGCAAGCAAGCACUUGUGGAUCCAGUAACGCUUCCUCCGUGGGUGAAAUUGGGAGUCUGCGAUUUAUAUGACUUCAAUACUUUUCUAGGGACUCUCAUGAAACAAUUCAAAGAUACCCUGCUAUCUGGAUAUCAGAUUCAGAAAGGAAAUGUGACUCUGGAUCCUGACACAGCUCAUCCCAAGCUCAUUCUCUCAGAAGAUCUUAAAAGCUGCUGGUUGGGCAGAAAAAGCCAAAAGCUCGUCAUGGACGACAAGAGAUUUGACCUCAUGAUGUGUGUGUUGGGACGCGAAAUGUUUGUCACCGGCAGGCAUUUCUGGGAAGUUGCUGUGGAAAAUGAGGGCGACUGGGCGGUCGGAGUUGCCCGACGUUCAGUGAAGAGAAAGGGUGUUCAGGCCUUUCGUUACAUGGAAGGGAUCUGGGCAGUGGCAAAGUGUUGUCACCGCAUGUGGGUGCACAUGAACCCCCCGGUUUUAGUGUCUGGGCCGAUGCAGUGGCAGAUCAAGAAGAUUCGAGUCUCUCUGAACUACCAUGGAGGCCGGGUGGCUUUUUGUGAUGGCGAAAGAGGAAACCUGCUCCAUUCCUUCUCGGGAAUCUCGUUUGCUGGAGAACCCAUUUGCCCUUUCUUUUGGAUUGAGAAGAAAACCCGUCUCUCGCUUUGCCCCUAAGGCAGAAAAUCCAUCACCGGAUCCUUCUGUCUCUAGAUCUCUGGGGCCUCUUUCUUAGUAUCAGUUUCCCUUUAUCUCCAUUCUUCCUCUUCAUCUCA